Gordionus sp. m RMFG-2023 is the source of this 2472-nucleotide messenger RNA. RefSeq names its product protein-tyrosine sulfotransferase-like. The record is from RefSeq and is a predicted model, not a curated record. The transcript has 3 exons. The coding region runs from base 120 to 1700 and encodes 526 amino acids. Gene Ontology annotation, biological process: peptidyl-tyrosine sulfation. Gene Ontology annotation, cellular component: Golgi apparatus. Gene Ontology annotation, molecular function: protein-tyrosine sulfotransferase activity. Lineage: Eukaryota; Metazoa; Nematomorpha; Gordioida; Chordodea; Parachordodidae.
AAUAAUCUAUGAAUAUUUGCUGAUCCCAUGAUAAAUCACGUUUUAGCAAAUGCCUUUCUAUCUAAAUAUACAUAUGAUUCAAUUGUUUAGAAAUAAAUAAAAGUCAGCAUCAAUAUUAUAUGCGUUGGAAAAAGGUGGCACAUCACAAUUAUGUCGCACCUAUAUACUUCUUUAUGAAUCUAAUGACUCAUGCUUCCCGCAAUUUUCUUUGUCGCAAAUAUCCGACAAUUUCAUCCUACAACAUAAUUUUUUUGCUAAUUUUUGCUUUUGUUCUAUGGGUAACAUCGCCUUUUCUAUUAGGUUUUGUCAAAGUAAUUAGCCCCUCAAACCGCUGCUAUAAUACAACCUCUUGCUUAGUGGUUGAUUUCAAUGCCGAUGAUUCAACGUUUAAAAGCCCAUUAAAUCAAUAUCAGCUAUAUAAUCCACCGGGAAUAUAUAACAAAAUUGAAGAGAUGCUAGAUAAUCAUAUUAAUAAAAAUUAUAAACACCCAGAGGAUCAAAAAAACAAUAAAAGUUUUUUAAAAGGUUUUACAGACGAAGAUGAUAUUUUAUCAGAAAUAGAGAAUUUUCAGCGGCAAAAGGAACAAUUUCGACAUCAUAUUCCGCUCAUAUUUGUUGGGGGCAUGCCUCGUAGUGGCACUACUUUGAUGCGGGCAGUGUUAGAUGCACAUCCAUUUGUAGAAUGUGGAGAGGAGACGCGUGUAAUACCGCGUUUACUUUUUAUGCUAAAAAAUUGGGCCUCAUCUAAAACGGAGGCCCAAAGACUGUUAGAGGCCCGUAUAACAGAUAAAGUUUUAGAUUCUGCAGUAGGUGACUUUAUAAUAACUAUCUUAAGUCAGCGGGGAAGAGACGAAAUCGAUACCCCUUCAACUAUGGAUACUUCAUAUUCCGAUUCGAAUUCUGAUUAUGUGGAUAGAGAAAUGAAGUUAUAUGCCGAAGGUGUCAAUAAUAAUAUCGACGAUUUGGAAUCUAUAACACAAAUUAAUCAGAAAAAAAACAUAAUUUCCAAAAUCCACAAGAGUGGUGAAAAAGUGAAGAAAAGGAAGAAAAGACUUUGUAACAAAGACCCAUUUGUGAUGAAAACAGCUGAUUUCGUGGCUCGUAUAUUUCCUCAUGCUAAGUUUAUUUUCAUGAUACGAGAUGGACGUGCGGUAGUUCAAUCGGUAGUGACUCGUAAGGUAACGAUAACUGGUUGGAACGUUGAAGACUACAAGCAAUCUCUUAGCAUGUGGAACGCAGGGGUUCAUCAAAUGUAUGAAAUAUGCACAGCCCUUGGAGUCAAUAUUUGUAAAUCUGUUCAUUACGAGACUCUUGUGUUGCAACCAAGGAAAACUAUAAGAGACAUACUUAAGUUUUUAGAUCUACCGUGGACAUCCCGCGUUUUAAGGCACAGUGAAUUGGUAGGCAAACCUGAUGGCAUCAUGUUGUCUAAACUGGAAAGAUCGAGUGAUCAAGUCAUCAGACCUAUUAAUACCGAGGCACUAUACCGGUGGAUGGAUUCAUUUCCCUUGGAGAUAUUUAAUCAGGCUAAGGAAAUAGCACCAAUGUUGAUAACAUUAAACUACUCAACCGAGGGCUUCCCUUAUUAUGGUGAACCCGACACAUUGGUUAUAAAAAACAAUCAACGAAUUCAAUCUCAUCACGAUGUUUACGACGAAAAAAUUAAAAAUAUGAAACUCGGCACAAUUGAUCGCCAAUAAAAAAGAAUUAUUCGCCAUUUUAUGUUCCUGUUUAUAAAAAUGGAAUUAUUCAAGACUCAAAUGAUUAAUUCGGUUGUUUCAAAUAUACUUCUUGAUCAAUAUUGUAAUUCGUUUACCAUUUUAUACUUAUUUUGAACUAAGGCUAAAUAUUUUUAUUUUUUUCACAAGUACAAUUUUAAAUGAAGUAUUUGGUUAAUCACUUGCUCAUUCACUCUUCGUAAAUAAUUCAUUCCAAAUUACAUUCAUAUAUGAAUAUUAACGAAAAAUAUAUUGGAAAAGAAUAAUAUAACAUUAAUAUAAAGCUGCAUGCAUUAACAGCCCUUUGCCAAGUGAAAUAGAUCACAUCCUUUAUAAAACAUUUUGCAUUCCACACAAAGCCCAAAAAUUUCGUAGCUCUGAGUUGUAAAUUUUUAAAAACGUUAAAAUAAUUAGUAAAAAUAAGGAAUGAAAAAUUGUUUAAAUUUUGGACGUGCAAAAAUUUCAUUUUUUUACUGCUCAAAGGUAUAAAGAAUAUUCUCGGCGCGUUUAAUUUUUUUCAAUGAAAUAGCAACCGAAAAUAAUUUUCAAAUUUAAUUUAACCUUAGUCCUUAAAAACUUAAAACAAAUGUUUGACAAAAUUAGUCAUUUGAUCAAUUAAUUUAAUAUUUAUAUUCUCUUAUCUUCGGUUUUACCCUUCGAAUGGAAUAAAUAUAUACUAUACAUAUAUAUUAAAUAUUAAUUCCAUCAUUGUUAUUUGAUACUUGUUAAUAUUAUAUAAUAUAUUACUAAUUUA